This is a messenger RNA of Fusarium graminearum PH-1, 1992 nucleotides long. RefSeq lists its product as uncharacterized. The transcript has 9 exons. Gene Ontology annotation, biological process: DNA-templated transcription; positive regulation of transcription from RNA polymerase II promoter by galactose. Gene Ontology annotation, cellular component: nucleus. The record is from RefSeq and is a predicted model, not a curated record. Bases 1 to 1992 code for a protein of 663 amino acids. Gene Ontology annotation, molecular function: DNA-binding transcription factor activity, RNA polymerase II-specific; zinc ion binding; RNA polymerase II cis-regulatory region sequence-specific DNA binding. NCBI's taxonomy places the organism in Eukaryota, Fungi, Ascomycota, Sordariomycetes, Hypocreales, Nectriaceae.
AUGCGGGGGCAGGAAGAAGCUUUCAUCCCUUGGAUUGACAAGUAUGGGGAACUUCUGCGCGUCUGUGGCAUUCAUGAGAAUGUAGGCACAUCAGAAUACGCAAGGCCAUUCUCCACAGUCACGCCACCUUUUAUCUCAAGCCUAUCGACUGAUCUCAUGUCUCCUCACGCACAUCGAAUGAGAAAAGAAGUCUACGCGCAUGCGAAGAUUGCAAGCGCCGAAAGAACACUUGAAGACUUAUCCAAAAGUCUCGAGGAACGCGAUUCCAUUUUAGCUCGCCUUUUUCCAAACCGAGAUAUAUCAGAUCUUGUUUCAUUAUCGGACCAGGAACUUCGUGAUAUUGUCUUGAACGCUGGUCCUAGUCCUAAUGGCACGACCUUGACCUUUCGGUCGGAUCAUACACCAAACGAAUCGAUUACUCAAGACUCGCAAUGGGAUGAAGAUCGACGCGAACGUGAUCCUUUACCCGCCGAAGCUGAUGAUGUCAACGCUUUAUCCCUUCCGUUAGACCGUCAGGCUUCUUACCUCGGUAUAUCAUCCAUCAGGGCGGCUCUUGGAGCAAUACUUCAGAUGCGACCUCAGCUACGUGCUUCACUCGCAUCUCGGCAGGAGUCCUACAAUGAAACUUCUUCUUUACGCGAUAACGGUAUGCAGUGUACUCAGAUGGUUCAGUCUCCAACAGAGAAUCCUUGCGUUAAGUGGAGUAGAAAGGGACAGGCACUUGUCGAUGUAUACUUCAAGCGAAUACACAUAAUGACUCCAUUGCUUGAUGAAACAUCCUUUCGGACAACCUACCUCAGUAGUAAUCGGCAUGACUCGCCUUGGCUUGCACUGCUGAACAUGGUACUUGCCAUGGGCAGUAUUGCAGCUAGCAAGUCAAGUGAUCGGGAACACUACAAAUACUAUACAAAUGCUAUGCGGCAUCUAGAUAUUAGUGCCUUUGGCAGCAGUCAGAUCGAAACGUUACAAGCACUUGCUAUCGUCGGAGGUCACUAUCUUCACUACAUCAAUCGACCCAACAGAGGCAAUGCUAUCUUAGGUGCGGCUUUCCGUAUGGCUAGUGCUCUUGGUUUUCAUCGCGAGCCAUCAGACCAAGACAAAGAAGGUGAUCAGCUCCAGGUCGUGGAAUUGAGACGCCGUAUCUGGUGGUGUUUAGUCUGCUUAGAUACGUUAGCCUCCAUGACCUUGGGUCGACCAUCUUUUGGCCGCUUUUGUCCUUCCAUUGAUAUCCAACCACCAAAGUUCAGCACCGGCGGGCAUGGACAGCUGGACUCGGAGCCUGACAUGGAUAUAAUGCUACUCGCCGAGAAUAUUCGCUUUUGCAGGAUCGCCACUGAGAUUCAGGACAAGCUCACCGUCACUCCUUUUCUCAAACCCUCUGACCGGGAUCGAUUCGAUGAUAUGUUGAUCAGUUGGUUUGACAGUCUUCCAUCACUUCUUGGUGACGAUCAAGAGUGCGAUGAGCUGGUUCACCUUGGUCGAUCAUUACUGGACGCUGCAUCAAAACCUGGCGUGUACUCUCAGCCAGCCGACCAAGAUGCCAUCGAAAAAUGUCAACUGCUUUCCAAGACAGCUAUCGAGGAUAUAGCUCAGAGUUGGAAGAACGAUCAGAUGUCAGGGUGGAAUGCAGUAUGGCAUCUUUACCAAGCAGUCAUGAUUCCACUACUGAGUAUGGUAUGGCAGCCUCAGAACCCUGCAGUUUCGGAAUGGAAAAGCCAGAUCGAAAUGGUGCUUGGGCUAUUUGAAAGCAUGCGUGAUUGGUCUUUGACGGCACGUUGUAGUAAGAGGGUUGUCAGUCAGAUCUACGAAACAAUCCCAAUCUGCUGCAACGCUGAACGUCUUCAACUCGGAAGCUUCGACAUGGAGAGGAGCAGCCACAUGAUUAGGCUGUCCCACUCCUCGCAGUACCGUGACUCGAGUUUUAUGGAAAGGGUCAAGGUCCUUCUCAUUAACCUCAAAACCGCCGAAGCCCUUAAAAUUGGGUCAAGUUAG